AUGAGCAGCAGAGAGACCAAUUUACUCAUCAAUGAAGAAUCAACGCCUGCAAAACGGUACAAUUUGUUCCUGCGGCGGCGUCUUAUGUUUCAAAAAAAUGAACAAAGCAAAGAUUCUAUCUUCUUCCGAGAUGGGAUUAGGCAAAUUGAUUUUGUACUUUCCUAUGUUGAUGACUUAAGGAAAGAUGCAGAAAUAAAAGCGGAAAGAAGAAAAGAAUUUGAGCAAAAUCUCCGAAAAUCGGGUCUUGAAUUGGAAAUUGAAGACAAAAGGGACUCUGAAGAUGGAAGGACUUACUUUGUCAAGAUCCAUGCUCCUUGGGAGGUAUUAGUUACUUAUGCUGAAGUAUUGGGAAUCAAAAUGCCUAUUAAGGAGAGUGAUGUUCCCCGAAAUGAGGACACUCCAUUGACCUAUAUGCUUUCGGCUGUGAAACUUCCAGCAAGUGUGAAGUAUCCUCAUCCAGAAUAUUUCACUGCCCAGUUCAGCAGACAUCGUCAAGAGCUCUUCCUCAUUGAUGAUCCAUCAACUUUCUUUCCAUCCUCGGCAAGAAACAGAAUUGUUUACUAUAUUCUUUCACGGUGUCCUUUUGGCAUAGAAGAUGGGAAGAAAAGGUUUGGGAUUGAAAGACUGCUAAAUUCUAGCACUUACUUAGCUGCCUACCCCCUCCAUGAUGGCCAAUAUUGGAAGCCAUCAGAACCUCCCAGUCCUAUCAAUGAAAGGUAUAUACUUCACCAGAACUGGGCACGUUUUUCCUUUUUUUACAAAGAACAACCUUUAGAUUUGAUAAGGAAUUAUUUUGGAGAAAAAAUUGGUAUCUAUUUUGCCUUUCUUGGAUUUUACACAGAAAUGCUAUUCAUUGCAGCUGUAGUUGGCUUAGCUUGUUUCUUUUAUGGCUUAAUAUCAAUGCAAGAAAACUUAAGUAGCAUUGAAAUCUGUGACCCAGAGAUUGGAGGUAAGCUGAUCAUGUGUCCUCUCUGUGACACACUGUGUGAUUUUUGGAGACUAAAUUCUACAUGCUUGGCAUCAAAGUUUUCCCAUCUAUUUGAUAACGAGUCAACAGUGUUCUUUGCAGUAUUCAUGGGAAUUUGGGUCACACUGUUUUUGGAGUUUUGGAAACAGCGACAAGCCACAUUGGAAUACCAGUGGGACCUGGUGGACUUUGAGGAGGAACAGCAACAGCUUCAACUGAGACCUGAAUUUGAAGCUAUGUGUAAACACAGAAAAAUGAAUACAGUGACCAAGGAGAUGGAACCUCAUAUGCCUCUAUGGAAUCGUAUACCAUGGUAUGUUUUAUCGGGAGCCACAGUGACAUUAUGGAUGACUCUUGUCGUCGCCUGUAUGGUAGCUGUAAUUGUGUACCGCCUGUCAGUCUUUGCUACAUUUGCUAGUUUUAUUCAAAGUGAAGCAUCCUUACAGCCUGUCAGAAGUUUUCUUACUCCCCAGUUAACCACAGCACUCACAGGAUCAUGCUUGAACUUUAUUGUCAUCUUGAUCUUGAAUUUCUUUUAUGAAAAGAUAUCUGCCUGGAUUACAAAAAUGGAGAUUCCUCGAACUUACCAGGAGUAUGAGAGCAGUCUGACCUUGAAAAUGUUCCUGUUUCAGUUUGUAAAUUAUUACUCAUCCUGCUUCUACGUGGCUUUCUUUAAAGGGAAAUUUGUGGGUUAUCCUGGACAAUACACAUAUUUGUUUAAAACUUGGAGAAGUGAAGAGUGUGAUCCUGGAGGCUGUCUAAUAGAACUGACAACUCAGUUGACCAUCAUAAUGACUGGGAAACAGAUUUGUGGAAACAUUAAAGAAGCAAUUUUCCCCUUGAUUUUGAAUUGGUGGAGACGCCGAAAAUCUCGCACCAACUCAGAAAAACUAUACAGCCGAUGGGAGCAAGAUCAUGACCUUGAAAGUUUUGGGCACCUUGGGUUAUUCUAUGAAUACUUAGAAACAGUUAUCCAGUUUGGAUUUGUCACACUAUUUGUGGCUUCUUUUACUUUGGCUCCUCUUCUUGCUCUUAUGAAUAAUAUUAUAGCAAUCCGAGUAGAUGCCUGGAAACUUACUACUCAGUACAGGAGACCUGUAGCUGCUAAAGCUCAUAGCAUAGGUGUUUGGCAAGAUAUUCUAUUUGGAAUGGCUGUUCUUUCUGUUGCAACUAAUGCUUUCAUUGUUGCAUUUACGUCGGACAUCAUUCCCCGUGUUGUCUACCACUAUGCUUAUUCAAUAAAUAGCACUCAUCCUUUACAAGGAUAUGUCAAUAACAGUUUGUCCGUAUUCCUGACAGCUGAUUUCCCAAAUCACACUUUACCUGUGGAUAAACCAUACUUCACCACUUGCAGGUAUAGAGAUUACAGACAUCCCCCUGAUCACAUAGAUAAAUAUCUUCAUAAUAAGCAAUUCUGGCACGUCCUGGCUGCCAAGAUGACCUUCAUCAUACUUAUGGAACACAUUGUAUUUUUGUUUAAAUUUUUAUUGGCCUGGAUGAUACCUGAUGUUCCAAAAGACGUUGUGGAUAGAAUCAAGCGAGAAAAAUUAAUGACUGUCAAGAUUCUCCAUGAAUUUGAGCUCAACAAAUUAAGAGAGGACUUGGGAGUCCAGCCUAGUGAACUUCAGAAGCAUGUGAUGAUUGAGGCAAACAAAGCAAAACAGGCUAAAAGAACAAUCUAA
Molecule: messenger RNA, 2649 nt
Organism: Lepus europaeus (European hare)
Lineage: Eukaryota; Metazoa; Chordata; Mammalia; Lagomorpha; Leporidae
Gene: ANO5
Product: anoctamin 5
Exons: 20
Coding region: 1-2649 (882 amino acids)
Biological process (GO): chloride transmembrane transport
Cellular component (GO): plasma membrane
Molecular function (GO): chloride channel activity; protein dimerization activity
Source: RefSeq, a predicted model, not a curated record